Messenger RNA from Ictalurus furcatus (blue catfish), 5143 nucleotides. RefSeq names its product cyclin D2, b (gene ccnd2b). Lineage: Eukaryota; Metazoa; Chordata; Actinopteri; Siluriformes; Ictaluridae. Gene Ontology annotation, cellular component: nucleus; cyclin-dependent protein kinase holoenzyme complex; cytoplasm. Gene Ontology annotation, molecular function: cyclin-dependent protein serine/threonine kinase regulator activity. The record is from RefSeq and is a predicted model, not a curated record. The coding region runs from base 1262 to 2143 and encodes 293 amino acids. The transcript has 5 exons. Gene Ontology annotation, biological process: positive regulation of G1/S transition of mitotic cell cycle; regulation of cyclin-dependent protein serine/threonine kinase activity; mitotic cell cycle phase transition.
AGAGAAGCAGCUCCUCAGUCAUCAGAAUGAAGAAAAACUGUGAUCUCUUCCACAUUUUAACUGUAGCAUGGUUUGAGUAUUUCAGAAACUGCUGAUCUCCUGGGAUUUCCACACAUCAACAAGGAUCUCUCUCAUCAACAAGGUGUUUCAGCCUGCAGACCCUCUGCUCACUCAGUGUUUUUUUGUUUUUUCACACUCAAGAGACUGUUGUGUGUUUAGUGGUUAGCACUUUCACCUCACACCUCCAGGGUCAGGGGUUUGAUUCCCACCGGGGCCCUGUGUGUGUGUGUGUGGAGUUUGCAUGUUCUCCCCGUGCUGCGGGGGUUUUCUCCGGGUACUCCGGUUUCCUCCCCCAGUCCAAACACAUGCAUGGUAGGCUGAUUGACAUGUCCAAAGUGUCCGUAGUGUAUGAAUGUGUAUGUGAUUGUGCCCUGCGAUGGACUGGCACCCUGUCCAGGGUGUACCCCGCUCCCUGGGAUAGGCUCCAGGUUUCCCCGUGACCCUGAAAAGGAUAAAGCGGUAUAGAAGAUGUAUGGAUGGAUGCAUAAUAAUUAACACCUCACACCCAGCCCAUCUGGUAGCCACAUGGUUAAGAUCACACUUUUUCUUCACUCUGAUGUUUGACGUGAACAUUCCCUGAAGGUCUUGACCUGUAUCUGCAUGCUUUUAUGCGCUGUUCUGCUGCCACAUGCCUGGCAGGUGUUUUUUAAGUGUUCCUAAUAAAGUGGGUAUAUGGGAAAGUGCUAAGCGGCACCGCAGUCGUGACAUCACGCACAUACUGUACCACAUCAGCCGUCUCAUCAGUUUGAACACAAACACGUGAAGCCUGGCUGCUUGAUGUGGACCGGAAAUGCACAUGAUUGUCACCGCACACGAGCAAACACAAAGUAGACGGAGCGCACGAGCGGAAUUGUUUUUUUGUUUGUUGGGGGUUUUUUUUUUUUUUUAAACAAAGUGGAGAAGAGAAAAGAAGGCGGGGCAGAACAGCCUCGCCUACUGGGUGGUCGCGAAAUUGGUUAAGAGUUCCUGCGUGCAAGUGAUGGCCCACUGUGGUGGGGAGCUCGUGCGCGUUCGGUGCUGCUCCACUUUGUCGCUCGUGACGAAGGGAAAGGCCUAGAGGGAGAAGGUAGUGAUGAGGUAGAGACAGCGCGAGACUGAUGCUUGUUUUUAAAGUGCACUCCUGCCUCUCUCUCUCUCUCUCUCUCUCGUGCUCUCUCCUCGUCUCCUGCCGCAGUCACUUUGAAACUUUGGGAAACUAAACAUGGAGCUGUUUUGCCACGAAAAGGAAGGAGUCGUCAGGGCUCUGGUAGACCCCACCAUUUUCAGCGACGACAGAGUGCUGCAGAGUUUACUGACAAUCGAGGACAUGUUUCUCCCACAAGCCCCGUAUUUUCAGCGCGUGCAGAAAGACCUGCAGCCCUACAUGAGGCGGGUAGUCGCUACUUGGAUGUUGGAGGUUUGUGAAGAAGAGGACUGUGAGCAAGAAGUUUUCCUUUUGGCUGUCAAUUACCUGGACCGGUAUCUUUCUGUAGUGCCAACGAAAAAGUCGUGUUUGCAGCUCCUCGGUGCCGUGUGCCUCUUCCUGGCGUCCAAACUGAAAUCGUACCAGCCGUUAUCUGCGAAAAAACUCUGCCUUUACACGGAGAACUCCGUCACAUGUCAGGAGCUGCUGAACUGGGAGCUGAUGGUUCUGGGAAAAUUGAAGUGGAACCUGGCAGCUGUUACACCUCACGACUUCAUAGAGCAUAUCCUACGCAAGCUACCCUUACCUGAGGACCGAGUGGAGCUGAUUCGAAAACAUGCGCAGACUUUCAUUGCCCUUUGUGCCACAGAUCACAGCUUUGUGAUGUACACUCCCUCGAUGAUCGCCACAGGGAGCAUCGGUGCAGCGGUGUGCGGACUCCAGAUCAACCGUACGGAGAGCAGUGUCUGGGGGGAGAGCACGACUGAACUGCUGGCCAAAAUCACCCACAUUGAAGUAGAAUGUCUGAAGUCAUGUCAGGAGAAGAUCGAGCAAUUGCUGGCUAGCAGCCUCCGACAAAGCCAGCAGCACAAGCAUCAGAAGGGCAGGGCCAUCAACAAAGAGGCGGAGCCUCAGAGCCAGUCAUGCACCCCGACAGACGUGCGCGACAUCAAUUUAUGAUGUCAUUUCUUCCCCACACCCAGCAGAAUUCCUUAAUCGGGGAGGAAAAAGCAAUUACUGUUAUUAUAUACAAUAUAUAUUAUAUAUAUAUAUAAAACUUAAAAAUCUAUAAUAUAUUCAGACAGCUAAACGGCACAGAAUUUAAUGCGGUAUCAGAAGUACACAAAUGACCAGUGAAACAAUAUUUCAGAAAUGAAUGGUUUAAAAAAAAAAAAAAAAAAAAAAAAAAAAAGUAGAAAAAAUGUAUGCCUAAGGCUUACGUACAUGUAUGUAUACUUGAAAAACUAAAAUUGCUAUUAUUAUCUGUAAUUAUUAUUAUUAGUAGUAGUAGUAGUAGUAGUAUUGUUUAUUAUUAUUAUUAUUAUUAUUAUUAUUAUUAUUAUUAUUAUUAUUAUUUAUGUGUUACUCCGCACUAGUUAGUGUCACAGUGAUUUUAAUUUGUGACUAUUUUUAUUUCUCAGAGGGAGCUGCGGAUUGUGAAGGCUAGCUGCGUUUGAAAGAACAGGAAAGCCGCACUCCUCUGAGUGUUGGUCCAGGAAAACAAUUUUUUCCAGCCAAAGACCGAAACAGCCUCCAUAACGGCAGUAUCCCUGUGAAUGGAGGACUGGGCACCGCAGAGCAGGAAGGUGUCUGAGAAAUCAACACGGAAGUCGUUUUGUAGUUUGCAGGCACAUUUUUAUCGCGGAAGCGAAGAAACGAGCAGGCUGCGUGACCGCUAGUCACACGGCACUUGAUAAAUUUGCUUUGCCUCGUUGCAGGUUUGGAGGUUUGACUUUCACGAGGCCGGUUUAUAAUCGACUGGGAUUAGUGUUGUGAUCGCACGCAGGGUCAGGAUCGCACGCUUCUGUCGGACUCCUGUAAGUCGAGGACGUAGCGAGAAAAGAGCGCGCGAGUGACGAGAAAGGAAAGGCAAGUCGGGGAAUGUGAGGUUGCGGAAGAUGCAGUAGCGGUAUCGCGAGUAAGAAGUUUCUGUCAAUAUUAGGACAUGAGCACCUUUAUGCAAUAUCUAACCUGUAGAAGUGAAUUUAUUUAAAAUGAUUUGGGGGGGGUAUUGUCGUUACCUUUUGUCAAACCUCACAGUAUGUGAUGGAGUAAUUUAGCUUAUGUUUUCUGACAUUUUUACGGAUUUCCUCAAAGCAAAAACCAAUUGAAUGCACUUUUUCCAUUAUUCCAGAAUUAUUAUGGUGUAUAAGCAGACGAAUAGAGGCUUUUUUUUUUUUCUAAUAAUUUUGUUUGUUUGUUUGUUUGUUUUUGGGGUUUUUUUUUUUUUUUAAGUUAUUGUCUAUUCUGGGGCUGGUUUCCCACUGUGUUAGGUAUACUUGCAGGGUUUACUGGUAAGCAUUAACCAACGGUGUAGCAGAAAGAAUAUUGCCGGCUGCUUACUGGACUCCAUCAUAGCAAUCGGAAAGUUAUGCUAAAAAUUACAUUUUUUUUUUUUUUUUUUUUUAAUUAUUAUUUUCUUUCUUUUUUUUUUCCGGCAAGUAUUUGCACCGUGCAAGUUUAGAUAGCAUAUUAUUAAAUUAAUCUAUUAGACUUUGGAAUGGUUUUUUUAUUGCUGUUGCUGUCGUAACAGCUCAUUAUUUUUAAAGUAUAUACUUGAAUUUCACUCUUGCUGACUCACUUCAAAACUGUGCAUAAGCGUUCACUUCCUUAAAAAAAAAACAAAAAAAAAAAAAACGAAGGUUUAUUAAGAAAGAUGCAGAUUUGACUAUACUGCCAUAUGACGAUGCAAUGCACUGAUGUGUUGUUUUACAUCAACUUACUAAGUUCGAUACAUUCCAGUAUAUUGCAUUAUGUAUGGGCUACUGUACUGUUGUGAGACCAUAUCAAAUUUCUAUUGGCUUUUUUUUUUUUUUUUUUAAAUCUUGUAUCAUUUUUGUUUUCCUUUAAUUAGAUUCUCUCUGAACAUUCAUCAGUAUGCUGCUAAAAGGAAAAAGAGCUUUUUUCGUCGUUGUCUUGUACCGAUGGCAUUGUUUGCCUACGUUCCACUUUGUGUGCUGCUACGUUUACUACAUGAUUAUUUUUGUAUGCUAGUAUGUGUCUUAGCUUUGUUUUUAAGGACCUACUGGAGUGGAAAGCGAAGCAGGGCGGCUUGCUCUUGUGCAGCUGGUGUGAGUGCUCAGCGUCCCUUUGCAUGCCUUUCGUUACCUUUCGAUCUGUUGCAGUCGUGUUACUGCUAUCAAUUUCUCUUCUGCUUCUUGGCAUUAAAAAAAAAAAAGAAAGUCAUGCUUGCUGCUUCAGUACGUUUAGUUGUGGAAGUGUAUCAGGGAGCUCGUGCUGCCAACUUAGACAUUUGAAUAUUUAAGGGUGGAUAUUGUAACGUUCCUCUGUUUCAAAGACUUGAUGUCGAGGACUAUUCACGUUCCAGUGCAGAUCUGGUGCUUCAUGCGCAACAGGAGCAAUACAUUCCUUUUUAUUUAUUUAUUUUUAUUUUUUUCCAAAAAAAAAAUUUGUGCUAAAUGAUGUUUUACUUCAAUUGCCUUCACAUGCAAUUUAUACCAAAGACGAGUGUAUUUUUAUUUUUAUUUUAUUUUAUUUUAUUUUAUUUUACCUUUUGUUAUGAACUUGAGUUAAUGCCUAUUCCAAACCUUCUCUCCCAACAUUAUCUGUGUCAGUUGGUGCCAAAGUACUUCUUUCACUUAAAGAUUUAAAAAAAAAAAAAAAAAAAAAAAAAAAGUUUUCUCUACUUUAGGUUUGUCCACAUUCCAGUCUAUAUCUAGUGAUAAAUGUGUGACGUGGGCAAUAGUUAAUAACUAUAUAUAUUUUAUAUAUAUAUAUAGACCUUUUGAUGUCUUACAUGUAUUGGUUGCUUAAAUUAAAUGCUACAAUAUACAUCAAAGACCAAAGGCUUAGGAUGUAACUAGAUUUGUCUUGUGUUUUUUUUUUUUGUUUUUUUGUUUUUUUUUAAUUUGGAGUUAUACCCUGGUUAUAAACUUGAGUAUGAGAUUGGUAACUGUUCCACAUUCUCCUCUGUUCAAUAAAGUUAAACAGGACACUUUG